This is a messenger RNA of Sciurus carolinensis (gray squirrel), 6706 nucleotides long. It is a transcript of the gene Duox2, whose product is annotated as dual oxidase 2. NCBI's taxonomy places the organism in Eukaryota, Metazoa, Chordata, Mammalia, Rodentia, Sciuridae. The coding region runs from base 875 to 5512 and encodes 1545 amino acids. Gene Ontology annotation, cellular component: plasma membrane; NADPH oxidase complex. The transcript has 34 exons. Gene Ontology annotation, molecular function: heme binding; peroxidase activity; calcium ion binding. Gene Ontology annotation, biological process: superoxide anion generation; response to oxidative stress; defense response. The record is from RefSeq and is a predicted model, not a curated record.
ACCAUUCCUAGAAACCCUUUCACAAUCCUACCUGUCCUGUGUAACCAAGAGACAUGAUGCCCACGACAGACCCCCACCUCAACUGCUGACCCGAGCUUCCUGCACCCAUUUACCGAGUGGCCACGGAUCCCAGGCAAGAUGAGCAGGAAGCUGGCGGCCAAGGCCAAGAAUACCAGAAUGACUAUGAGCAGCGGGACACUGAAGCCAGCGGCAUGCCGCGGCUGGGGGUAAAAAGGCAGUACGCCGUUCCACAAAGUCAUCUUGCUUGUAGGUCCAGCGCUUCACGCCUGCAAGUGGGCAGGAGAGCUAGGGCCACCAGGACGAGUAGGAGGGUCAGGUCUGAGCUCCUCGCUCCCGGUCUAAGGAAGUACAAAGGAAGGCUGUCUUGAAGCGUUCGUGGACUAGCCAGCGAGCGGAAUUAUUUCCGACAGGCAAGUUAUUUUCCUGGCUCUGCAAUGUUCGCUCUGUGCUUGGAAGUCGAGCAGGACCUAGGCCCCUUUUAUAGGGACGUGGGCAGGAUGCAGUGUAGGUGUUCCAGCCAGACAGUAGGGUCCAGAGCAGAGCGGGAAGAAUUCAUGAAAAUGAGGGGCGGAGGUCCUUAUGCAAAUGAUGCGAGCCCCGCCUCUACAACUGGCGGGCAAGCUCCAGGUCCAGAUACUCACACCUUUCACUGGUCUGUCCUGAGCUGACACCCGUGCAGAGGUGAGACUGAGGACUCAGAAGAAGGGUGAAGAGCACAGCGGGAAAGGCUGAAGAUCGGGAAAGCUGGGGGAAUGGACUGAAGACUGGAAGCAGAGUGGAGAAAUAAAGAUUCCAAGGGAAAGAAAACGUCUACACCCGACGGGGAUCCUAAACUAGAGGCUGCAGAGGCAGUAUGCUCCAAGCAAGACCAGAGGUACUGGUGCUCCUAGGAGCUCUGCUGACUGGACCCCUGGAUCCAGCCGGCGGCCAGGACGCACACUCACUGCCCUGGGAAGUGCAGCGCUUUGAUGGUUGGUUCAACAAUCUGAGGCACCACCAGCGUGGCGCUGCUGGGUCGAGGCUGCAGCGCCUAGUACCAGCCAAUUACGCUGACGGCGUAUAUCAGGCUCUGGAAGAGCCGCUGUUGCCCAACCCGCGCCGGCUAAGCGACGCAGCCACACAGGGCAGAGCCGGCCUGGCCUCGCUCCGCAACCGCACGGUGCUGGGGGUCUUCUUUGGUUACCAUGUGCUGUCAGACCUGGUGAGUGUGGAAACGCCCGGCUGUCCUGCCGAAUUCCUCAAUAUCCACAUCCCACCCGGAGACCCAGUGUUCGACCCCGACCAGCGCGGGGACGUGGUGCUACCCUACCAGAGGAGCCGCUGGGACCCGGAGACCGGACAGAGCCCCAGCAACCCCCGGGACCUGACCAACCAGGUGACGGGCUGGCUGGACGGCAGCGCCAUCUAUGGCUCCUCUCACUCCUGGAGCGACGCUCUGCGGAGCUUCUCUGGAGGACAGCUGGCGUCGGGGCGCGACCCCGCCUUCCCCCGGGACUCGCAGGACCCGCUGCUCAUGUGGACCGCGCCAGACCCCGCUACCGGGCAGCGCGGACCCCAGGGACUGUACGCCUUCGGGGCCGAGCGAGGGAACCGAGAGCCCUUCCUGCAGGCGCUGGGCCUGCUCUGGUUCCGCUACCACAAUCUGUGCGCGCAGAGGCUGGCGCGGGAGCACCCGCACUGGGGGGACGAGGAGCUGUUCCAGCACGCGCGCAAGAAGGUCAUCGCCACCUACCAGAACAUCGCUCUGUAUGAGUGGCUGCCCAGUUUCCUGCAGAAAACGCCCCCGGAGUAUGCAGGAUACAGUCCUUUCACGGACCCCAGCAUCUCUCCGGAGUUCGUGGUGGCCUCUGAGCAGUUCUUCUCCACCAUGGUGCCCCCUGGUGUUUACAUGAGAAAUUCCAGUUGUCAUUUCCGGAAGGUCCUGAACAGUGAUUCUGGCAGCUCUCCAGCUCUCAGGGUCUGCAACAGCUACUGGACUCGUGAGAACCCCAACCUGAACAGUGUCCAGGAGGUGAAUCAGCUGCUGCUGGGAAUGGCAUCCCAGAUUUCAGAGCUGGAGGACAGGAUAGUAGUUGAAGACCUAAGGGAUUAUUGGCCUGGCCCUGGCAAAUUCUCCCGAACAGACUAUGUGGCCAGCAGCAUCCAACGUGGCCGUGACAUGGGGAUGCCCAGCUAUACUCAGGCCCUUUUGGCCUUGGGAUUGGAGGUCCCAAAGAAUUGGAGUGAUCUCAACCCCAAUGUGGACCCUCAGGUACUGGAGGCCACAGCUGCCCUGUACAACCAGGACCUGUCUCGACUAGAGCUACUCCUAGGUGGGCUCCUAGAGAGUCAUGGGGACCCUGGACCUCUGUUCAGUAACAUCGUUCUCAACCAGUUUGUGCGGCUACGGGACGGUGACCGCUACUGGUUUGAGAACACUAGGAAUGGAUUGUUCUCCAAGGAGGAGAUUGAAGACAUCAGAAACACCACCCUGAGGGAUGUGCUGGUAGCUGUCACCAAUGUGGACCCCAGUGUCCUGCAACCCAAUGUCUUUGUCUGGCAUAAAGGGUCACCUUGCCCACAGCCCCAGCAGCUCACAACUGAGGGCUUACCCCACUGUGCACCCCUUACUGUGUUUGACUACUUCAAGGGCAGUGGUCCUGGUUAUGGUCUCAUCAUCGUGGCUCUCUGCUGCUUUCCAUUAGUGAGUUUGGUUAUCUCUGGGAUGGUGGCUCAUUUCCGGAACCAAGAGCGCAAGAAUCUACAAAAGAAAGGCAAAGAGAAUGUGGAGAUGGAAGCAGUUCAAGAUGGAGUAACAGCAAUGGAGUGGCCAGGCCCCAAGGAGAAGAGCUGUCCCAUCACCAUCCAGCUGCUUCCAGACAGGUGCCUGCAGGUCCUGAACAGACGUCUCACUGUGCUGCGCACCAUCCAGCUGAAGCCCCCACAGCAGGUCAAUCUCAUCCUGUCCAGCAACCAUGGGUGCCGCACUCUGCUGCUCAAGAUCCCCAAGGAGUAUGACCUGGUGCUGCUGUUUACCUCUGAAGAGGAGCGAGGUGCCUUUGUGCAGCAACUGCAGAACCUCUGUGUGUACUGGGCUCUGGGCCUCCAUGUGACUGAGAUGGGUGAGAGGGAGCUAUUCAGGAAGGCUGUGACCAAGCAGCAGCGUGGAUAUAUCCUGGAAAUAUUCUUCAGACACCUUUUUGCUCAGGUGCUGGACAUCAACCAGGCAGAUGCAGGGACCCUGCCCCUGGACUCAUCCCAGAAGGUGCAGGAGGCCCUGGCCUGUGAGCUGAGCAGGGCUGAAUUUGCCGAGUCCCUGGGCCUCAAGCCCCAAGAUAUGUUUGUGGAGUCCAUGUUCUCGUUGGCUGACAAGGAUGGCAAUGGCUACCUGUCCUUCCGGGAGUUCCUGGACAUCCUAGUGAUCUUCAUGAAAGGCUCCCCGGAAGAUAAAUCCCACCUGAUGUUCACCAUGUAUGAUCUGGACGGGAAUGGCUUUCUCUCCAAGGAUGAAUUCUUCACCAUGAUGCGGUCCUUCAUUGAGAUCUCCAACAACUGCCUGUCCAAGGCACAGCUGGCGGAGGUGGUAGAGUCCAUGUUUCGGGAGUCAGGUUUUCAGGACAAGGAGGAGCUGACAUGGGAAGACUUUCACUUCAUGCUUCGGGAUCAUGACAAUGAGCUCCGCUUCACACAGCUCUGCGUCAAAGGUGGAGGUGGAGGUGUUGGAGACAUCUUUAAACAAAACAUCAGCUGUAGGGUCUCAUUCAUCACUCGUACUCCUGGGGAACGCUCCUGUCCCCGAGAACCAGGGCUCCCUGCUUCAGAAACCCCAGAGUUGGGAGGCUCUGGGCUAAAGAAGAGGUUUGGCAAAAAGGUGGCGGGGCCCUCUCCCCGGCUGUACACAGAGGCACUACAGGAGAAGAUGCCACGAAGCCUCGUGGCCCAAAAGUUGCAGCAGUUCAAGCGCUUUGUGGAAAACUAUCGGCGCCAUAUUGUGUGCAUCACAGUCUUCUCAGCCAUUUGUGUGGGCCUGUUUGCAGAGCGUGCCUAUUACUAUGCCUUUGCCUCACCACCCACGGACAUUGAAGAGACCACUUACGUGGGCAUCAUCCUGUCGCGGGGCACGGCAGCCAGCAUCUCCUUCAUGUACUCCUACAUCCUGCUCACCAUGUGCCGCAACCUCAUCACCUUCCUGCGGGAGACCUUCCUUAACCGCUACGUGCCCUUUGAUGCUGCUGUGGACUUCCAUCGCUGGAUUGCCAUGGGUGCUGUUAUCCUGGCCAUUUUGCACAGUGCUGGCCAUGCAGUCAAUAUCUACAUCUUCUCAAUCAGCCCUCUCAGCCUGAUGGCCUGUGUAUUCCCCAACGUCUUUGUGAAUGAUGGGUCUAAGCUUCCUCAGAAGUUCUACUGGUGGUUCUUUGAGACAGUUCCAGGUAUGACAGGGGUUCUUCUGCUCCUGAUCCUGGCCAUCAUGUAUGUCUUCGCCUCCUACCACUUCCGACGCCGCAGUUUCCGGGGCUUCUGGCUGACCCACCAUCUCUAUGUCCUGCUUUAUGCCCUGCUCAUCAUCCAUGGCAGCUAUGCUCUGAUCCAGCUGCCCAGUUUCCACAUCUACUUCCUGGUCCCAGCAAUUAUCUAUGGGGGAGACAAGCUGGUGAGCCUGAGUCGGAAGAAAGUGGAGAUCAAUGUGGUGAAGGUGGAGCUGCUGCCUUCAGGAGUGACCCAUUUGCAGUUUGAGCGGCCCCAGGACUUUGAGUACAAGUCAGGGCAGUGGGUACGGAUUGCCUGCCUGGCUCUGGGGACCAAUGAAUACCACCCCUUCACGCUGACCUCGGCACCCCAUGAGGACACACUCAGCUUGCACAUUCGGGCUGUGGGGCCUUGGACCACUCGCCUCAGGGAGAUCUACUCACCCCUGACAGGCCAAGGCUGUGCCAGAUACCCAAAGCUGUACCUGGAUGGACCAUUUGGAGAGGGCCACCAGGAGUGGCAUAAGUUUGAGGUGUCAGUGCUUGUGGGAGGAGGCAUCGGGGUCACCCCCUUUGCCUCCAUCCUCAAAGACCUGAUCUUUAAAUCAUCCUUGGGCAACCAAAUGCUCUGUAAAAAGAUCUACUUCAUCUGGGUGACACGGACCCAACGGCAGUUCGAGUGGCUGGCUGACAUCAUCAGGGAGGUGGAGGAGAACGACUGCCAGGACCUGGUGUCUGUGCACAUCUACAUCACCCAGCUGGCUGAGAAGUUUGACCUCAGGACCACCAUGUUGUACAUCUGUGAGCGGCACUUCCAGAAGGUGCUGAACCGGAGUCUGUUCACAGGCCUGCGCUCUGUCACCCACUUUGGGCGCCCCCCCUUUGAGCCCUUCUUCAACUCCCUGCAGGAGGUCCACCCACAGGUGCGCAAGAUUGGGGUGUUUAGCUGUGGCCCUCCUGGCAUGACCAAGAAUGUAGAGAAGGCCUGCCAGCUGGUCAACAGGCAGGACCAAGCCCACUUCAUGCACCACUAUGAGAACUUCUAAGCCUGCCCUCCCUGGCUCCUGCUUCUGGUAUCCUGCCCUCCCUCUGUGGCAAUUUCUCUGGCAGAAUCCACCUCAGUCCUUACCCAGAGAUCUAGACGAAUCCCUCCCUCAUUGCCCCAUCUGUCCCAUGUUCUGAGAAGACAGAGAAGCCCCCUUGCCCCGGCACCUCCAGCUCAAGCCAUGGGAGUGUGUGAAAGCAAAGUUAGAAGGGGAUAAUCUCUGCUGUGACAACAGUAUCAUUUACCUCUGAUAGAUCCCAUUUCUCUCUUGCUUUGGUAUUUUCUUCGCCAAGUCAUUUCAAGGAAAGAGAAGGUGGGUAUGGCUCUGAGUGAGAAUCUUCCUAGAGCUCAACUCAGAAGCUGUGAUGCUUGAAAGCUUCAACUCAGUGUGGGUCUUUUCUCUACUGCCAAAGAGCAGCCCCUCCCCCACCCCUUCCCGCUCUCAGAGGGAGCCUUAGAACACCAGGGAACAAGGCGCCUCACCAACCCUGAUGUUUGCAGUGUCAGUGAUGCUGGUUGCCCUGACCCCUUGGCAGUCCCCUCUGAGCUCAUGGGAGUGAUUCCUGGGCUCUGGGACCAAGGGAGUCUAGCCUCUCUGCCAGAUAUUUAAGACUUUCUCUCAUUUCCCCACUUCCAGAGGAGUUAGUGACCAGCUGUCCCUGUUUGCCCAGGAAUCCCCCAGUUUGGUCUCUUGUCCCUGGAAAUUUCUCGGUCCCAGGCAGAGCAGUUCAGCAGGUCCCCUCACACAGGAGCCAACCUGGGAUGGUACCUCCACAUUUAUUAAGUCCUUUUCUUUUCCUUCUUCAUCUGACUCUUUCCUAAAAAAUAUUUUUAAAAUAGAGGUGUAUUUGCAUACAGUAAAAUGUACAGAUCUUAAAUUAACCAUGUAGAUGUUAUACCAGUGCCCAGGUCAAGGUAUAAAACAUUGCUAUAACCCCAGAAACUUCCCUUCUACCUACUUCCAAUCACUCCCUCUCCCAACUUCUGGAAGUAAUUAUUAAUGUGAUUUCUGUCACUUUGUUUGGGUCAUGCUGAAUGUACUCUUUUAAGACUGUUCUUUUCCACCCACCAUAAUCCCUUUGUGAUUCAUUCAUGCUGCUGUGUCAAUAGUUGUUCCUUUUGAUUGCUGUGUAGUAUUUCAUUAUAGAGAUGUACUACAGUUUAUUCAUUGUUCUAAUGAUAGACACUGAACUGU